This is a messenger RNA of Fusarium coffeatum, 1170 nucleotides long. RefSeq lists its product as uncharacterized. NCBI's taxonomy places the organism in Eukaryota, Fungi, Ascomycota, Sordariomycetes, Hypocreales, Nectriaceae. Bases 1 to 1170 code for a protein of 389 amino acids. The record is from RefSeq and is a predicted model, not a curated record. The transcript has 3 exons. Gene Ontology annotation, molecular function: oxidoreductase activity, acting on NAD(P)H.
AUGAGAGCCCUUGUUUUGAAUACUUCUUCCUCAGAGGUAGUGGUGGAACAUGUCGCGCGACGAACCCCAAAUCCCGGCCAAAUUCUCAUCCAUGUUCAAGCAAUAGCAUUAAAUCCAGUGGACGAGCUCUAUGUCACAAGCCCCAUCGCGACCCAGGAGAAACGGAUCAUCGGCACGGACUUUGCUGGCGUCGUUAUCGAAGCUGCAGCGGAGAUUGCGGAUCCUGAUGAUGCUCGCGUCAAGCCAGGCGCGCGGGUGGCUGGUUUUCUACAGGGCGCCUGCUCUGUGAACGACCGUCCUGGAGCUUUUGCAGAAUACAUUGCCAUCCCGUACGACCUUGUAUGGGCCGUUCCUGAACGUAUCUCCCUAGAGGAAGCUUCGACAAUAAGCAUGUGUGGCUUGACAGCUGCUCAGGCUUUGUUCGUCAGAUUGGGAUUGCCGUCCCCAUUUUCGAAUGCCACUUCUUCACAGCUCAUUCCAGAAGGUGAUAAGCCGAUCAAUAUCUUCAUUUACGGUUCCUCCACUUCCGUCGGCUUGUACGCUGCACAACUGGCACAUAUCGCUGCAGCUACAGCUGGUAGACCCAUCAAGCUUAUCGGCGCAGCAAGUUCAUCAAAGCAUUCCAUGCUCCGUCAAAAGCCCUACAGUUAUGAUGUGCUAGUCGAUUACAGGGAUAAAGAUUGGGUUGAAAAGGUGAAGAGCGCUACUAAGGGAGAUAGCGUGGACUUUGCGUUGGAUUGCAUUUCCGAACGUGACACUGUGUACAACACUCAUGAGACCUUGGCUCCCUCGGCAAAGUUCGCUGUCAUUCGUGGCCCAGCUGGCGGGGAGUACGACCCUACGCAGAUGUCGGUCAAGCCCAUGUAUGGUGCUGUUUGGGAAGGGCUUGGAGUCGAAGUUGGAUACAAUGGAUCUGUUCUACCAGCGAAUCCAGAUGCGCAUAAGUUUGCGAAAGAAUUUUACAAUUUUCUUAGUAGCACGGGACCAUCAGGUAAGGCGAAGCUUGAGGCAAAUCCGGUUAGACUUAUGCCCGGGGGUCUCGAGAGAGUUGUCCCAGACGGGUUCGCUCUCUUAGGUAGUGGUCCCGUCAGCCAAAGAACAAAGCUCGCGAGAAUCGAGGAGUAUAUGCGCCCGAUUAGUGGUGAGAAGUUGGUCUACAAGAUUGGUUGA